Closterium sp. Naga37s-1 is the source of this 6618-nucleotide messenger RNA. The record is from the annotation of a GenBank genome assembly. NCBI's taxonomy places the organism in Eukaryota, Viridiplantae, Streptophyta, Zygnematophyceae, Desmidiales, Closteriaceae.
AUGCCGGCUUUCCUCCCGCCCCUCUUCUCCCGCCGCCCGGCACUCCAGCCGGCAGCAUCUGCACCAAUCGCUGCUCCCGGAACGUCCUUCCGCGUCUUCCAGCCAAUCACAUCAAGCCGAAGUGGCAGCGCUCCCGCAGCGCCAGCGCCCGCGGCCGGUACGCAGCCACGUGGUCCGGGGGCUGUCCACGUGGCACGGGUCGCGCUGCUGGUCGCCGUCGCUGCUGCGCUCAUCGCGUGCGACGUGUGGGGGCUGCACCCGUGGAACAGGGGCGUCGCACACGUCGCACACGUCGCACAGGUCGCACAGGAGGCUCGGAAUGGGCAGGGGGUGUCGCAGGCGAGCCAUCUAGGGGCGGGAGAGGGCGGGAAAACCGGUGAUACCAGUAACGAUGAUGACAGUAACGUUGGUGAUAGUAGGGGGGCCAGCAGCAGCGGUGCAGUGGAGUACAGAGGGGCGCCGUGGAAGGCUGAUAUGGGGCGGUGGCUCCUGGCGUGUGGCGACCAGCUGCCGCCUGUGACUGUAGGCGAGGCGCUCUGCUCCCAGGCGUGUCCCGGCAACUGCAGUGGCAACGGCGUGUGCAACCACGAGCUGGGGGAGUGCAGGUGCCGACACGGGUUCUCAGGCCCUGACUGCUCCCAGCUGCACCUGCACCAGUGCAACCUGCCGGCGUCACCCGAGUGGCCCGUGGGUACCUGGGUGGCGUCCAUCUGCCCGGCCCACUGCGACACCACCACCGCCCUCUGCUUCUGUGGGAAUGGGACGAGGUUCCCCCAUCGCCCAAUUACCCACCCCUGUGGGUUUGUGUACAGAAACCACGACUUUGUGUACAGCGAGGUGGACACGGACCUGCUCUUCCACGCCCACACCGGCUACUGCAACGCGGAUCCCCGUGUGGGCUUUCAGCGCGACUACACGGGGUGUGGCAUGUGCGAUGUGGACGGGUACUUAGGGCCCUUCUGUGACGUGCGUGUGGAGUCGUUCUGCCUCAACCAGUGCUCUCUGCACGGCACGUGCCACAGAGGGUACUGUGAGUGUUCGCACGGUUUCUUCGGCAUCGACUGCAGUGUGCCGUCCGCCUCUCUCCUGGACUCUCUACUCUGCCCCGAUUCACUUGUUUACAUUCUCUGUCCCAUCCCACACUCCUCCCUCCAGUGUUCGCACGGUUUCUUCGGCAUCGACUGCAGUGUGCCGUCCGCCUUCACGCCUCGUGCACUCUUCACGCACCCAUCUGAAUCGCUCCAGCUGGAUUCGCCGCCCGCUGACGUGGCAUCAACGGCUGUCGACGCACCGUUGGCCAGCAAGGAUGGGGGAAGAGGCAGCAGAAGCAGUGUUGGGGACAUUGAUGGCUCCGUUUCCACGCCUGGUAGUGCUGCAGGCAACACCCCUCCUGGGGAUGUGCCGAGCCGCCGAGUGCUGCAUGGUGCAGGCGGGGAGGAGACGCACCACAGACUACUGGCCCGUCUUGGUGCUGCUGCUGAGGGUUCUGCUGCUGAGGCUUUUGCUGCUGCCGCUGCCACUGCUGCUGCUACUGCAGGCGCCAAGUCAGGGUGGCAGACGAGAGUGGUGAACCUGGCAGCACAGCAGCAGGUGAAGCCAUUCGUGAGGCGGCAGUGGGAGCAGCGGCGGGGCAAGGCGGCAGUGGGCAGCAGCAGCAGGCGGUGGGUGCGGCGGCGGCGACCGCUGAUCUACAUCUAUGAUUUGCCCGGGGAGUUCACGUUUCACCACAUGGAGGCGAGGAAGAUCCGUGCCUACUGCACCACUCGGCUGUAUGGCAUGCGCAAUGAGACGCUGUACAACCACUUCCAGCUGUACGGCAUGGAGGUGAGCGCAUGGUGGGAGGUGACGAGCCAGGUGGCAGUGUUAGAGUCGCUGCUAGCCAGUCCCCACCGCACCAUCAAUGCAUCAGCAGCCGACUAUUUCUUUGUGCCCGUUUUGGGUGCGUGCAUCACUGCGCGCGCUGACGACUCGCCUGCCACUUCUAUGCAGGGCAUCAUGCUGUCACUCUGGGGCAACACCAUGGCCAUGCACAACCACUGCUUCCCAUCUCCCUUCCUCUACCUGUCAUACCUGCAGACCUCCCUCCGGGAUGAGGGGACCUUCCCCUGGGACGAGGGAGCAUGCAGCGCCCCGGGGGACGUCUUUAAGGGCAUUAUUCUAUCGUACUGGGGCAACACCAUGGCCGCCCACAACCACCACCACCCACUUCCCUCGCUCACUGUUUCCCCCUGUAUCACCUCUCUCACCUCUAUCUGUCAUCCCUGUCCUGCCUGCAGACCUUUCCCUGGGACGAGGGUGCCUGCAGUGCCCCUAAAGACUCCAGUGGAGCAAUGGAAGCGUUUGUUCUUCUUUGGAGGCAACUUGGGGCUCAACUUCUCCCACGGCCGCCCCGAGGCCAACUACAGCAUGGGCAUCCGGCAGCGAGUGGCGCUUUACUUUGCAUCGCAGCCCAACCGGCAUGGACACGUGGGCCUGCUGUCUCGCCCUGACGUGCUCGUGCUGCCAGGGCCUGUCCCAGACUAUGCACUGCAGCUAUCACAGGCGCGAUUCUGCGGGGUGUUUCCGGGCGAUGGUUUCAGUGCCCGCAUGGAGGACAAAACGCAGUUCCACUCUCUCUCCUCCUGCCCAGUCUCCCCACUCCCCCUCCCCACUCCCCCUCCCCACUCCCCCUCCCCACUCCCCCUCCCCACUGUGCAUGCUUCCACAGCUCGCAUCAUCGCGCUUCUGCGGGGUGUUCCCGGGGGAUGGCUUCAGUGCGCGCAUGGAGGACAGUCUGCUGCAUGGAUGCAUCCCCUGUAUCAUCCAGUGCGAAUAGCAGAAGCCGACAUCCCCAACCUCGUCACCGUUCUCAACUCCUUCUCAUCCCGCCAAGUGCGGGCCAUGCAGCGGGCGGCGAGCCUUGUCUGGAUGCGGUGGUUCUACCGGUCGGCAGUGUUGCUGGAGGCCGGGCGGCAGAGAGUGCAGGGGAAGGACGUGGGGGAGUGGGUGGCGGAUUUGGAGGGCAUGGAGGGGGAUGAUGCGUUAGGAUCCCCUUGCCGCGCCGCGAAUACCGGCGGCAGAAGCGGCGAGGAUCGCGGAGAUGCGCCUAGCGACGCCAAAAAUAAUGCGGGUUCAGGAGCCGGAGGGAGCUUCUUAAAAGCGAAGUCGCUGGAUGGGGUAGUGGAGGAUAUUAAGGAGGAGUUUAGGACGGACGUCCGCGACGCGCAAAUUCUGCUUGCAGCGAUCCGGGCAGCUGUGAUCGGGGCAGUAGAAAACAUCUUCGGGUCUGCCCGCGAGCAAGCAGCAGCAGUGAAGCGGCGCGGCCUGCCAAAGCUGCUGGCUGCGAAGCGAUGGCACCAAGUGGACCAAUGGAAGGUGAGUGACGUGGCGGGGAACGCUCUGGGGGAUCAGCAUAAGACCACGGAAGGCGGAAGGCUCAAGGGAACAGCAAUGUUACUACUAGGGAAUCAGGACCAUAUCCGUGAUGAGUCAAUUUGCAAACGUUUAGGUCUGGGAGGGGAGGGGGGGGGAGGAGAUCUUGGAGCCAUGCCACAGCACCCCCAGUCGGGGGCGGCAGCUCCAGCCGAGGUGACUUAUGAUUCGACCCAAAAGUCCCCCCCUUUUUCUCUCCCCGGCCAAACUGGCCAUGCCACAGAACCUCCACUCAUGGACGGCGCUGCGCAACCCCAGUCGUGGACGGUGCUACGGUGGGUUGUAGCGGCGCUCUACCUCGCCGCUACAGCCGUCUUCUGCCAGGCGGCGGGCCGCACUGUAGCUGCCAGGCUGGCGAGCCGGCCGGCCACGGUGGAGCAGUUUUUGGAGUUUGCCAUUCCAGAACCCACCCCAGAGAACGUCCGCCUUGUGCGGGAGCAGCGGUGGCGUGCACAGGCACCACCAGGGCUGUCAGUGGUGAAGUGGAGGAUGGACCGAGACGGGCGGUGGGAGAAGGACCCUUCCUUUGUGGGCGAAACCGCGUGGCAGGAUCAAGGCUCUUUGGACCGAUCCACGGCCACUGGGCUGCUGACACGUGGCAGUGAGGAUGCUGGUGCCACGAGCAGCAGUGCCACAACUACUGCUGCUGUUUCUGCUGGUGCGGCUGCCAGCAGCAGCAAGGGCGGGUGGAGGGAGCGGUUGCAGCGGUGGGAGGAGGCAGUGGUGGAGGGCGAUAUCAAGGACCUCUUUGAACAGCCCUCCAGCCGCUACGAGUACGUGUAUGACUGGGACCUCAUUCAAGCGCAGCAGGAGGAGGAGAUGGCGAGGCGGGCUCGGGGGGGGGGCGACGCGGACAGCCCAGCAGUGUGGCUGCAGCGGCGGUGGUGGAAGCACCGACCGGGCAUGCCGUACGUGUGGCUGCUGCACAAGAUACAGACCAACGAGGUGGACGCUGCUGUGUUCUCUGCUGACAUGCGCCGCCUCUAUGUCACCAUGAAGGACGGGUUUCCCGCUGAGUUCAAGGUGGAUAUCCCAAUCGACCCCUUCCUCUACCCCUCGCUGCUGCUCAAGGGAGUCAACGUGGACAUGCUGCCGCGCUCGCGCCUCUUCUUCCUGCGCGGGGUGGCGGCGCUGCUGCCCUCGCUACUACUGCUGGGCGGCAUUGGGGCGGCGCAGACCGUCUUCAAGCGUCGUGUGGACGAGAAGAUCCAUGAUUACAUCUACAUGGAUAGGUCGCAGCUGCUACUGCCCGAGGACGUGCACAGGGAGGGCCAGCGCAGUGCAUAUGACGAUGUGGUGAUGGCGGAUGACAUAUGGGAGGUGCUGGAGGAGGUCAUGGCGUACAUGCGCGACCCCAUGCUUUUCCACUCGCAGGGCAUCAAGCUGCCUAGAGGCAUUCUGAUCAGCGGCCCACCGGGCACGGGCAAGACACUGCUGGCGCGGUCCAUUGCACGCGAGUGUGGGCUGCCGUUUGUGUUCACAUCUGGGGCGGAGUUUGUGGAUUCCACGUCCGAGUCGGGGCUGGAUAAGGUGUUCAACAUCUUCUUCACUGCGCGCGCUAAUGCGCCAGCAUUCCUAUUCGUGGACGAGAUCGACGCCCUGGCGGGCAAGAGUGUGCUCAAAGACCCCGAGAGGCGCGACGUGUAUGAGGAGUUCCUCGCAGAGCUGGACGGCGAGGAGGAGCACACAGACGUGGACCGCUUCUCGCUGCGGCAAUCUGUGAUUCUGAUCGCCGCAACCAAUCGACCGGACGAGUUGGACGAGGGUCUGACCAAGGCGGGGCGCAUCGACCGUGAGAUCCACGUGGGGCUGCCCAGCGAGGAGCAGCGCAUCGCCAUCUUUGGGGUUCACUCCAGGAACCGCUUGCUCGCUCCGUCAGUUGACUUCUCCAAGAUCCACGUGGGGCUUCCGAGUGAGGAGCAGCGCAUUGAUGGCAAUGUGGACUCUUCCAAGGUGGCUUUCCGCAUGAUAGGCUUCUCAGGUGCAGAUAUCCGCAACUUGGUGAACGAGGAGGGCAUCAUGGCCGUGAGGCGAGGGCACACGGUGAUCGAGCAGACCCAAACCACAACCCACCCCUCUCCCUCACCCCUACCACCAGGUGGCCUUCCGCACAAUCGGGUUCUCAGGUGCGGAUAUCCGCAAUCUGGUGAACGAGGCGGGCAUCAUGGCCGUGAGGCGACACCAAGUAGGCCGAAACCACAACCCACCCCUCUCGAAACCCCUACCUGUCAGGUUGCCUUCCGCACGAUAGGCUUCUCAGGCGCGGACAUUCGCAAUCUGGUGAACGAGGCGGGCAUCAUGGCAGUGCGGCGAGGGCACACGGUGAUCGAGCAGGGUGACGUGGUGGCAGCGCUGGACAAGCAGCUGUUUGAGAGCCUCGGGAUCUCCAUGACCGAUGAUGAGCAGCAGAGGCUGUUCGCUAAGGUCCCAGCGGAGGUGAGGAGGGUGCUGGCAGUGCACGAGGCGGGCCACGUGCUGCUCUCACACCUCUUCCCCGCCUUCGACUGGCACGCCUUCACGCACAUCCUCCCCGGCGGCCAGGAGCGGGCACUGUCGGUGUUCUAUCCGCGACAGGAGAUGCUACUCAAGGGCAGCACGAGUGUGGGGUACCUGCACAUGCAGAUGGUGGUGGCGCAUGGCGGCAUGUGUGCCGAGCGCCUUGUGUUUGGCGACGACCAUGUCACGGACAACGGCCAGGACGAUCUCAUGAAGCUCUCCCAGAUCGCACGGGAGAUAGCAAGCAGCCAUGCGAAUCCACGGUUUGGUCUGCUGCCCAUCACCAUGCACCCCAUCAUGGAGCCGCCAGGCUUCCCUGAUGAAGUCGAGCUCAUCCCCUCCUCCUGGACGCGGCCGGGCACGCAGGUGGCAUCCAUGUCAGUGGAAAUGUCUGAGAUCUUCACGCGGGAAGUCACGUGGAACAUAGAGCUGACGGAGCGCAUGGCAAUGGAUGCAUUGAGGCGCAACAGGGCCGUUCUGGAUAGAAUCACGGACCACCUCGUGGAGCACUUCCGCAUCUCCGGCCUCGAGGCGGGGGAGAUUGUGCACUCUAUGCAGCCGCAAAUGCUGCCCGACUUGCUCGAGCCAGAGACAGAGGCAGAGGCAGCACAGGAGGAUGCUGCAACUGCCACGCCUCCUGACUGGAACCCGGAGCAGCCAGGGCGGUACCAGUACCUGGACAUCUACCCUGCCCCCCUGCACCGCUGCUGA